AUGCCUGUCUUGACGCUGGUAUUUUGCGGAUACCUCGAGAAUACAACGGGGGAUGCUCCAAAGCAACUGGCCAAAUGCACUAAACUGCUUGGAUUAGUUAUCAAAGGAGUUCUCAACGUCUUACUAGCAGGAGUCCUCCUUGGCUUAGUGAAGAUUAUAUGGCAUUUGAAGACUUACAAUGGUGGAUAUGACAAUAUAAAAAAGAUAAUUGAAUUCUAUGAGAUCCAGAAGAUCGAACAUACUAUCAAGGAAACUAUACAGAAAGUCACCAAAGGACUUGGCAUAGUAGCUUUAGUUGAACUACAGCAACGUCUCGACAACAUCGUAAAACAUAUAAACAAAUGCGACAAACACAGUUUAAAUGGCGCAUUGAACGACACCAAUACCAUCACCAAAUAUAACUUGACUGCUCCAACAAAAUUAUCUGCCCCAACAAACGGCGCUACUACAACAAAUAUAACUGCUCCAACAAAAUUAUCUGCCCCAACAAACGGCGCUACUACAACAAAUAUAACUGCUCCAACAAAAUUAUCUGCCCCAACAAACGGCGCUACUACAACAAAUAUAACUGCUCCAACAAAAUUAUCUGCCCCAACAAACGAAGCUACUACAACAUAUAUAACUGGUCCAACAAAAUUAUCUGCCCCAACAAACGUCGCUGCUACAACAAAUGUAACUGCUCCAACAAACGAAGCUACUACAACAAGAGUAACUGCCCCAACAAACGACACUGCAUCAACAAACUCAAACGAUUACUACGACGAUGACAUUUAUUAUUACAGCGGUGACUACUACUAUGAUGAUUAUGGAGCUAUCAUAAAUGGAACCGACCCCAUUACCGGGGCAGAUAGCUCUAGCAAUCAAAGCGAUGACAUAAGCGCCUCUACACAAAAUUAAAAAGUCAAUGCUAACUCGGUUGAUGUUAAGACUAUUGGGAUUAGUUUUUGCGAAGGACGGAUUAAAUAAUACACGCCAUGUUCAUCAGAUUCGUUUUUCCUUAUAUUAUUUAAAUGUGACGUUUUACCAUAGAGUAAGUAAUACUACAUAUCCAUAGACUAAUAUUCCAACAAAGACUACUGUUGGACACCGAUGAUUAAUAUGAACUGUAUAAUGCUUAAAUAA
This is a messenger RNA of Diatraea saccharalis (sugarcane borer), 1122 nucleotides long. The record is from the annotation of a GenBank genome assembly. NCBI's taxonomy places the organism in Eukaryota, Metazoa, Arthropoda, Insecta, Lepidoptera, Crambidae.